Epithele typhae is the source of this 1086-nucleotide messenger RNA. Its product is annotated as CMGC/CDK/CDK7 protein kinase. Gene Ontology annotation, molecular function: RNA polymerase II CTD heptapeptide repeat kinase activity; ATP binding; cyclin-dependent protein serine/threonine kinase activity. NCBI's taxonomy places the organism in Eukaryota, Fungi, Basidiomycota, Agaricomycetes, Polyporales, Epitheliaceae. The record is from RefSeq and is a predicted model, not a curated record. Gene Ontology annotation, cellular component: transcription factor TFIIH holo complex; cytoplasm; transcription factor TFIIK complex. The transcript is spliced from 7 exons. Bases 1 to 1086 code for a protein of 361 amino acids. Gene Ontology annotation, biological process: protein phosphorylation; positive regulation of transcription by RNA polymerase II.
AUGGACGCAGUGGAAAAAGCGAAUGCCGAUAGGCAGCGGCAAUGGGCCAAGGACCAGAAGAUUGGUGAAGGUGCCUAUGCCGUAGUGUACAGAGGGAGAGAAGUUGCAACCGGCCGGAAGGUUGCUAUCAAGAAGAUUAAGGUCGGCCAAUUCAAAGAUGGUCUCGACAUGUCGGCCGUUCGCGAGGUCAAGUUCCUGCGCGAGCUCAAGCACCAAAACGUCAUCGAGCUACUGGACGUGUUCUCGUCUAAAAAGAAUUUGAACCUUGUUCUUGAGUUCCUUGAAACCGACCUGGAACUUGUUAUCAAGGACCGCUCGCUUGUCUUUCUGCCCGCUGAUAUCAAAAGUUGGAUGGCGAUGACUUUCCGCGGCCUCGAGUUCUGUCAUCGCAACUUCAUUCUCCAUCGGGAUCUUAAGUCCAACAAUUUGCUCAUCGCGGCCGACGGUCACCUCAAAAUAGCCGAUUUCGGUCUCGCCCGCGACUUCGCGGACCCAGGUUACAAGAUGACAUGUCAGGUCAUCACUCGGUGGUACCGUCCGCCAGAACUGUUGUGGGGUUGCAGAUACUACAGCAGCGCCGUCGACAUCUGGUCCGUGGGCUGCAUCUUUGCUGAGUUAAUGCUCCGGACGCCAUAUCUGCCCGGCGAAACCGACAUGGACCAACUGAAGACUAUCUUCCGUGCACUAGGGACUCCGUCAGAAGACGACUGGCCGGGACACUCGAAGCUACCUGAUUACGUACCAGUCGGGCAGUUCCCCAAGACACCGCUUCGCGAUCUCUUCACCGCCGCGAGCUCCGAUUGCCUCAACCUGCUCAGCAAAUGUCUCGUGUAUGACCCACGGAGGCGUAUCUCCGCCCGCGCUGCUCUCGACCACCCCUACUUCAGCGCCCUUCCGUACCCCUCUCACCCUUCCAAGCUACCCAAGCCCGUCAAGAAAGAAGCCGCCGUUUCACUCGAGGAGCUCGACGGCAACGCCGACGGCGGCGGCCUCGACGUACGCGCCGGGAACCCCAACAAGCUCAAACGCAAACACUCCAGCGACGACCUCUCGCGCCCCGUCGCGCGCCGCCUUGACUUCUCAUAG